Molecule: messenger RNA, 2824 nt
Organism: Dama dama (fallow deer)
Lineage: Eukaryota; Metazoa; Chordata; Mammalia; Artiodactyla; Cervidae
Gene: MTERF1
Product: mitochondrial transcription termination factor 1
Exons: 4
Coding region: 394-1551 (385 amino acids)
Biological process (GO): regulation of DNA-templated transcription; termination of mitochondrial transcription
Cellular component (GO): mitochondrial matrix
Molecular function (GO): double-stranded DNA binding
Source: RefSeq, a predicted model, not a curated record
GCUGCUGUGCUUUUUCUUUUUAGAGUCGGGUCUGGGUGGCUGUGAUGUGUAACUGAGUCCCAUUCCCGCGCAGCCCCUGGUUGACUUUCCUUGUGGGAGGACGAGGGACCGAAGAACCGGCGGACUGGAACUCGUAGAAAUACCCGUAGAGUUUUUGAGUUACAGACCCGCGUAGGUUCGAAACUUGCUUCCACCAGCUAAGUCAAGCUAGGACAACUAUUUUUCCGCUUUUUGGAGGAACGCAAAGUCCUCUGUCCUUAAGACAGAUGAGCACUGGUUUUAUCUAGAGCUGUCAGUGUUCUGCCCCUUUAUCCAGUAGAGGUCACCCUGAGCAUCUGGAAGAGAGGAGGUUUUUGAGCUGGCAUUCCAUACGGUUUGGGCUACCUGACCAUUAUGGCGCCAGGAAACCUCUUGUAUGUGAGAAGUAACUAUCUCUUUGGUUCAAGAUGUUGGAUGAUCCGAUUUUCAACAGAAAUCAUCUUUAAAUCAGUUUCAUUUAGGCUUUUCGGUAAGAAAUGUGAUAACGCAGACAGUGAACCUUUGGAAAAUGAGGAACUGCUGAAUAACUUACUUACCAUGGGAGUAGAUGUUGACAUGGCAAGGAAGCGACAGCCUGGAGUUUUUAACAGAACAGAUACUAAUGAGCAGGACCUGCAGACAUUCCUUCUGUCUAAAGGAGCCAGCAAAGAAGUGAUUGCUAGCAUCAUAUCAAGAUACCCACGAGCCAUGACUCGGACGCCUGAAAGUCUUGCAAAUCGGUGGGAUCUGUGGAGAAGAAUUGUGACAUCAGACCUUGAAAUUGUAAAUAUUUUGGAACGUUCUCCUGAAUCUUUUUUUCGGUCCAGUGACAACCUGAACUUAGAGAAUAACAUAAAGUUCCUCUACUCAGUUGGACUGACCCAUAAAUACCUUUGUCGAUUGUUGACCAAUGCCCCGCGUACCUUCUCCAAUAGUCUUAAUCUGAAUAAACAGAUGGUUGAAUUUUUGCAAGAAGUCUGUUUGUCGUUGGGUCACAAUGGUCCCACAGAUUUUGUCAGGAAGAUAAUUUUUAAAAACCCUUUCAUCUUAAUUCAGAGCACCAAACGGAUAAAAACUAAUAUUGAAUUUUUACAGUCCACGUUCUGCUUGAAUAACGAGGAGCUGCUUAGUCUGAUAUGUGGUCCAGGAGCUAAAAUCCUAGACCUUUCCAGUGACUGUAUGAGAAGAAGCUACAGAAAUAUCAAAGAAAAACUGAUCUCUCUCGGGUGUACUGCGAAAGAGAUACGGAAGUUUGUUUUAAGCUAUCCAGAUGUGAUCUUCUUGGGAGAGAAGAAGUUUAAUGAUAAAAUAGACUGCCUCAUAGAAGAAAAAGUUAACAUCUCACAAAUAAUUGAACAUCCUCGGAUUUUGGAUUCAAGCAUAAGUACUUUAAAGAGUCGAAUCAAAGAAUUGGUAAACAUUGGCUAUGACUUGAGUACAUCAAACAUCAGCCUUCUGUCUUGGAGUCAAAAAAGAUAUAAUGCUAAGUUGAAAAAGUUAUAUAUUGAGCAGAACAUUGUUCUGGAGAAUUAAACAAAAGUCAGUCUUCUAAUAUAGUGAUAUUAUUUCAUUUUGAAUUUGGACCUUUCAAAAAGGAGAGAUUUGUGUUUUUAACCACAUAUACAUAUGUAGUGUGCCUUUGGAUAUUUUAUUUUAAAGUUUCAUAAAAACUCACUGUCAGUAUAUCCAAGUAUAUAGUCUUCCCAGCUACCUCUUCUGUAGUUCGAAUUAUUAAUAGUACAACAUCCAAUUUUAUGAUAUAGGCUGUGGAUAUUGUAUUAAUGGUCAUUGCUGAGUGCUAUGACAGAACAAUGUGUAGAAAGAAAAUGCAAAAUAAGCUUUUUUGGCUUCUGUUCCUGUUUAAAAAUUGAGAGAUUGAUUUAGAUAGUUCUAUUUCUUAUCAUGGUUUUGAAUAGCAACUAUUUCUCCUGUUAUUCUAUAUAUCUAAUUAUAGUUCAUCUUCAAAAUACAGUGUCAGUAGAACUAAGACAACACAGAGGAGGAAUUCUUCAUCCAAAUUCUACAUACUCCAUUUAAAUCAUUAGUAUGCCUCAUGGCUCCUCCAGUUUAGGCUAAAUUUCCUGUGGGUAUAUCCUGAUUUCUUUGAAGAUAGGGGCAACUGUGACAGGCAGAAUAAUAGUUAACCCAAAGAUUUCAAUGUCUUAAUUCCCAGAACCUGUGGAUAUGUUUUGUUAUAUUACAAAAGGACUUUGCAGAUAUGAUUUAAGAACCUUAAUUGGAAGUCCUGGGUUGGGGAGGUUAUCCUGGCUUAUCUGGUUGGACCCAGUGUAAUCAUAAGGGUCCUUGACAGUGAAGAGGGAGGUAAAAGGAGAGGUCAGAGUGAUGUGAUGGAAGAAGGACUUGCCCCACUGUUCCUGGCUUUGAAGGAGGAAGGGGACAGGAACCAAGGAGUGCAGGUGGCCCCCGGCAGUGGACAAGGCGAGGAAGCGCUCUCCCCUAGUGCUCAGAGAGGGAGGCGAAACUCGGGACUUUGAGUUUAGCCCAGUGAGGCCCUUGUCGAACUUCAGACCUGUAGAACCAGGAGAUAAUAAACCUGCGCUGUUUUAAGCCACUGAGUUUGUGAUAAUUUGUUCCAGCAACAAAUAGACUAAUGUAACAAUUAAAUAGAUAAUUUAGUAAUUCAGGUGAAGUAUACCAUUAGUAUCAUAUCUGUAUUUCUUCCUCUUAUACUUUUUUGGUCCACUUACCUUUCUGGAAUGGCUAGUAAGUUACUGUUUGUAAAUUCCUGUAAAUAUAUGGAUGAAAAACUAAAUGUAAGUCUAAAUAAAGGAAUAUUUUUGCUUAA